This is a messenger RNA of Nezara viridula (southern green stink bug), 2031 nucleotides long. The record is from the annotation of a GenBank genome assembly. NCBI's taxonomy places the organism in Eukaryota, Metazoa, Arthropoda, Insecta, Hemiptera, Pentatomidae.
UUCAGGAGAAAGUCAAUUUUCGGCAGUGAGCAUUAUGAUGAGACAACUUAAAGACAGCGGAGAGAUUGAAAAUUUGAAUGCACAAGCACUCAACAACACCCGGAAAGCAGAAAAACAAUUAGUUUUCUUUAAUCGUGUUCCUAAAGUUGGUAGCCAGACAUUUAUGGAACUUUUAAGGCAUUUAGCCAUGAAGAACGACUUUGGCUUCCAUAGAGAUCACAUUCAGAGAGUGGAAACAAUUAGAUUGGCUCCUGCAGAACAGCUUGGCCUAGCAGCUAUGAUCAACAGCUAUUCGACCCCUUCAGUAUACGUCAAGCAUAUAUGUUUCAUCAAUUUUACACAAUACAGUCUGCCUGAACCUAUUUAUGUGAACUUAGUGCGGGAUCCUGUAGAGCGAGUGAUUUCCUGGUACUAUUAUGUCCGAGCACCAUGGUAUUACGUAGAAAGGAAACAAGCAUUCCCAGAUAUACCUCUUCCAGACCCUCUUUGGCUUAAAAAGGAUUUUGAAACCUGUGUACUUCGUGGAGACAGGGAAUGUCAGUACAUCGAAGGUGAAACCAGGGAAGGUAUCGGUGAUCACAGGAGGCAAUCUCUCUUUUUCUGCGGUCAUGGAGAUGCUUGCACGCCAUUUAACACAGUUGGAGCAUUACAACGAGCUAAAAGGGCAGUAGAAAGGCAUUAUGCAGUAGUUGGAGUUUUAGAAGACCUUAACUCAACUCUUACAGUCUUGGAACACUACGUUCCCAGAUUUUUUAGAGGAGCUUCAAAAAUUUACAAUGAAGAACUGGAACGCUUUAGAAAGAUUAAUCGUAACAACUUUAAACCACCAGUCAGCGAAGAAGUAAAAGAUAUUGUACGUCGUAAUUUCACAAGAGAAGUAGAGUUCUAUCACUUUUGCCGACAGAGGUUACACAGACAACUGCUAGCUCUAAAGCUGCCCGAAACAUAUCGUUAAUAUUUUUGUUAAAAAACAACAAUGUUUUGUUGAGCAGCAGAGUAUGCUCUAAUUUGAGCAAGAUUUAAUGAGUACGUUAUGUGUUGUUUUGUUUAGAAGGUUAAUAUUCUAUAUCAAUAUGUUGUUUAACAAAACAUCAUUCCAUUUAAUGUACUUAACUUUUAUUAUACUGGAAUCAGUAUUGGAAAAAAUAAGGAAGAAAAUUAUCCUAUUAUUGUAAACAUAUCUUGCCAUUAUACAAUUUAAGACCAGUCUAUAGAGGAUUAUUCAUAAACUAAUUUGUAACAAUGUUUUAUAUAUUUGUUUAAUUAAUUAGAAAAUGUGAGGAAUUGAGCAAAUUAAAAUAUAAUAGAUAUUUUAACACUGUUUCAAAUAGACUAAGGUUUAGAAAAAGAAGUAAGAAAUUUUAUAAUAAAUUUUUACAAUUGUCAAACUGUAAGUUCCUGUGCUUCAUAGCUAUAUAAGACAGUUUUGAUGUUUAGAUAGCAAUUUCUUUUAUUUUAAACUUGUAUAAAGAACCAUUAAUGCACUAUUAGCGAACAAUAUAUAAUGUCUGAAAUUUUAAUCAAUUCUAAAUGUCUUUAAUAUUUAAUUAUUGAAUAUUUAGAUAGAUUUGUUGAAUGCUGUUAUUGUUAUGUUUUUGAAACUGUUAUUAAUAAGAAAAAAUCAUUGAAUGAUAACAAUAACUCGCAAACUUAUUUUUCAUAAAUAUUUUCUUUUAUCUAUCACUAGGUGUUAAAGUAACUGAAUUGACACAAAUUCAGUAUGUAUUAUUUUUUUUUUUUUAUGUAAAAUGGAGUACCUUUUUGAAUAAAGAGAAAAGAUGUAAAUAUUUCGAUUACCAGACAAAAAAAAAAAAUGUUCUUAUAAAAAAAUCAAAAAAACAAAAAAAAUUAAAAUUCAUCACAUUCAAUUUUAUUUAUAAAUAAUUUAGAAUUAGUUUUGUGAAAUUUUGUGAUAUUUAUUGUUAAAUAAUUUUGUAAUGUACAUAGUAUAUAAAUUUAUGUAAAAUAUGAUACAAUAAAUAUUUAUAAAAUGAAGUCGACUCACCAGUUCGAAAUCUUUUCUUUUCCUUG